Pecten maximus is the source of this 1303-nucleotide messenger RNA. RefSeq lists its product as uncharacterized. The record is from RefSeq and is a predicted model, not a curated record. The transcript has 3 exons. The coding region runs from base 479 to 1288 and encodes 269 amino acids. NCBI's taxonomy places the organism in Eukaryota, Metazoa, Mollusca, Bivalvia, Pectinida, Pectinidae.
CAUCAGUUGAUAUAUUUCAAGGAUUAGCUCUAUUGCCAUGCGUUAAGCAUAUCAUGUGCCACGUGUGUUAAAUAUAAAUGAAUUUCACGUCAAUUUUUUUUUAUUUAUUUUAUUUUUUUGCAAGAAUUGUUUUACAUAUUGCAUAAUAAUGACAUGACACCCACUUUCAUCCAUACAUUAUCUAACACCCUCUUACAUUUAAUUUCUUUUUCUUUCAUCAUCAGCCAUGAUCAUUCAUCAUCACAAAUAACAAUAUGUCCAAAAAUUGAUAUAAUAUCAUAACACAUACAUGUAGUCCCUUACUUAACCGCACAUUCACACUUUUAUUAUGUUCACACGUACACACCUAGCAUGAAAUUAUAUUUAAUUUAUCACGUCAUGUUUAUUUUUAUCUCCGUGUGAGAUACCAUCUUACUAUAUUUAACUGAGUGAUAGUAUUGGAUUAUUGUACUACAUUUUUUUCAACGAGACUGACGCCAUGUCUAUCCUAUCAUGUAUUUAUAUGCUAUUGCAGUUACUGCUUUUACCUUUUCUCAUUUUGGCAUCAGCUGGAAGUCUCGCCACAGAUUAUGAGACAACUAAACUAAUCGACAGGCCAGUAGACCUAGAAACCGGACAAAAUUUGUCCAGAUUUUUAAUGACGGACGAAAAUGUCAAGGAUCUAGACCAAAACAUUUCUGUCAAUUCGCCUGAGGAGAGAAACGACACAAAAUAUGAGACAAGAGGCAAAUUACUUCAUAUACCAAUCGACUCUCAAACAUUGGAACCGAAACAAUAUCCACCAAGGUUGCUCAGCACCGAAAAGGAAGAGAACAGCAGAAGUCUUUCUAAAGAUAUGAUUUCAAUGGACAACGAUGAACUACAAGAACAGUUUCUGGACCUCAAUAUGAGGUUUCCCUGUGGCAGAUAUGACCGUUGCCGUGUCGGACGUAAUUACUGUAAUGUUGAUACAGGCAGAUGUGAAAUAUGUAACUCUGAUGUAUGCCAUGGAACAAACGCCGACAGUAUGUGCAACUUUAUGUGUAGAGAGUUUCCAUCUCCUGGGCAGUCUUCCACAUCAUCUCCAGUUCCCAUGACAACGGAAGUGGAUCAUACGAAAGACUGCACUUCGGAUACAUGUGCUUGGAAGAUACCCGGCAUUGUACUGAUAAGCAUUGAUGCUAUAGUGUUGGUGCUAGCAGUGGCAGUAGCAGUUAAGAAAUAUUGUUGUCGUAGAAAGAAUGCAGUGGUAACAGACAGAGACAAAGGUAAGUUAGAACUAGGUAGGAGUUUCAAAAUAAAUAUUUAAUUGAUUUUUACAAAU